ACUAUACAACUAGAAUUUACGCUACAUUAUAUGUAAUAAAAUAUAGAAUAUAUUAUAUAUUAUAUAUAUAUUAUUUUUAUAACGCGUGGUUUAGUUUUUAAAUGACUAAUGUUAAGAAAGUGUGUUUUUUACAAUUAGGGUUUUUUCUUUGCUGAUUCGUUAUUCUGAGGUACACAGGUCACGUCUGUAAAAAUAUUAAAAUAGCUCUGACGCUUAUGCUUGAGAUGUUUUGACUAAUAAAAUACAAAAGUACAAGAAGAGGCCUACACUUGAAUAGAAUAUAUAGAAUUGUGCAUCGAGUCGGCUUUAUUACAAGUCUUUAUUACAAGUAAAGUUAUAAAAAUUGCUUGAAAUAAUUCAUAGCAAAGAAAUCAAGCUCACUAGUCACUUUUAAUCCUUUAGUAAAAGCGCUAUCUAAACACACACACAUAAAAAACUGCACAAAAAUCACAAAAGAAUGAUGCUUAGAGGCUUGGCUAUGCUAGUGACAUCAAAACAAUUAAAGCUGAAUGCUACAAUUUAUUAUGAUUAUUAUGACAUGAAAUACAGCCCUGUUUGAGGGGUUGGUCAUUUGGAUGUUUUUCUCUCACUCUUUAUUAUCAGCCAUGUGUAUGAUGGGCGCUUUUUUGCAGGACAAUUAAAAAGCUGACCUAAUUUAAUCAGUGGGGUUGGUAACAUAUAAAAAUAUGUUUGCUUUUUACAGUCCCGCAAUGCAUUACAAAAUACACGUUAAAAAGGCGCAAACUCCGUCAAAGGAAUAGUUUAUACAUAAAAGUCCAUUUACUCGCCCUCGGGUGAUCCGGGAUACAGAAGAGCUAAAUUAAACAUGUCACCGAUGCUCACUAUCUGCAGUGAACGGGUGCCGUCAGAGCGAGAGUCCAAACAUCUAAACAAUCCCAAUAAAAAAAAAAAACACCACUCCGGUUCAUCAGUUCUCAUCUGAAAUAUCAGAACAAACACCUGAGGAUCCAUUAGUGAGCAAGUGGGGCUUAAAGUGAAAAGUUAAAGACAAAUUCAUGUUAAAACACAUCAGUCCUACAGGAUAGUUAUAUUUUCAUAGUUAAUAAUAUCCAGAAUGCUUAAAACACUAUGGGAAUGAAAUCCCUAGGCUGCUUUAGAGACGCCGGGUCGCCGCUGACCUCAAUAAAUAUGAAUCAUGUCAAAUGUUUGUUCCGCGUAAUUGAAUGCGCGCCUGAACGCCUGACGUGCGCGAACACAGGUACCGGUGGUCACGUCGAGGUCCUCAGCGCGCCGUGCCGCGUGCGUCAGCGCUCGAGCGCGGCGCUCCAACACCUUUUCACGUAACGCACUAAACAGUCACAUCACCUUCCUAAGGUAGCGCCGAACCCGCGAUGGCCGAUAACCUCAAUCGCAGCAGCUGCAACUGCUCCGGCGCGCAGGACGCGUUCGGGCUAUCCGAGGGACACUUCGCGCUCGUGAAAGCUGCGGUUCUUGGGUGCAUCUUCGUGCUGGCGACGUUUAGCAAUUUGUUCCUCCUCCACGCCCUGUGGAAGAGACGGAAAAGACGGACCCGAACUCAGCUGUUCCUUCUGCACCUGUGCCUGGCUGACCUGGUGGUCGCCUUCUUCCAGGUCCUGCCGCAGCUAUCCAUGGAGAUUACGCACCGGUUCAAAGCCUCGGAUCUGGUGUGCAGAGCGGUCAAGUACCUCCAGGUGGUCGGGAUGUUCGCGUCCACGUACAUGAUCGUGGCCAUGACCGUGGAUCGCUACCACGCGGUCUGCAAACCCAUGGUGUCCUUCUUCAGAGGGUCUUUCCGCAGGUAUGUUGCCAUAAGCGCCGCGUGGCUCGUCUCCCUGGCGUUCAGCGCUCCGCAGAUGUUCAUCUUCUCUCUCCAAGAAGUUGAGAAGAACGUUUUCGACUGCUGGGCGACGUUUAUUGAGCCCUGGGGAGGCAGGAUAUACAUAACGUGGAUCACCCUGUCCGUGUUUGUCCUGCCAGCCGUGAUCCUGAUGUAUUGUCAGAUCAAGAUUUGCGCGGGGAUCUAUUUCAACGUGAAGAGGAAAGCCUCGCAGAGCGGCGCGGGCGAUGCGCGCUCUGGCUCUAAAGGGAUAUCAAGCGCGAUGCUGAAGACGGUCAAAAUGACUUUUAUCAUCAUCCUGGUGUACACCCUCUGCUGGAGCCCGUUCUUCGUGGUCCAGCUCUGGUCAGCCUGGAGUCCAAGCAGUGCGCCCACGCAGGGGCCGGUGUUUGUCAUCAUCAUGCUCCUCGCCGGUCUUAACAGCUGCACAAACCCAUGGAUCUACCUGUACUACAGCUAGAACCUCACGGACACUGAUCGCCCACCGUCCCUGCUGCUGAAGACGGCACGGUCAAAGC
Molecule: messenger RNA, 2337 nt
Organism: Puntigrus tetrazona (Sumatra barb)
Lineage: Eukaryota; Metazoa; Chordata; Actinopteri; Cypriniformes; Cyprinidae
Gene: avpr2l
Product: arginine vasopressin receptor 2, like
Exons: 2
Coding region: 1353-2279 (308 amino acids)
Biological process (GO): positive regulation of vasoconstriction; G protein-coupled receptor signaling pathway; regulation of systemic arterial blood pressure by vasopressin
Cellular component (GO): membrane
Molecular function (GO): vasopressin receptor activity; peptide binding
Source: RefSeq, a predicted model, not a curated record